CCAUUUCUCACUCCCCAAGUGAUCUGUUACUCGUGGCUGAUUUGGAAGUAAAAAUAGCAGCUGAGGCUGUUUGUUUAAUCUGACUGUUACUUGACACCACGCGGGUGUUGCAGUGCGGACUGUUUGCCUCUUCCCCACCAAGAACACCAUUUGGUUUCCCCCGGCUGGGUCUCUAUUUAGAUGGGCAGUGAUGACACCAAAUAUAAGCAUAAAAAGACGUUUUAAAACUACAGAUCCUGAAACCCAGCACGGCAGACACCUGCAGCUUCCAGUGCUGUAACAGAGAAAAAAAAAAAAAUCCCCACUUUGCAAUUGCAUCUGGUCAAUGAGAGGCUCUAGUUUUGGGGAAGAGGGAAACACCUAACCUUGACAGAAUCAUCACCAGAGACACCUGCUGGCUGACAAGGACAGCUUUCUUGGAGCCAACAGAUGAUGCAGGGAAAUAAGAAGUGCACAGACGCGUUCAGCGACUCCUCCAGCAUCGGCAGUGUGUUGGAUGAUGCAGACAGGGAGGUGAGCAGCCUAACAGACCGGGCAUUCCGGAGCUUGUGCAUCUCCGAGGACACAUCCUUCCAUGACUCCUAUCUGGCUGUGUCCCCGGAUAUCACCCGACAGGUGUUUGGGACUUUUCACCAGAGAACAGUGGGCCACACCCAGAGGAAAAGUGGCAUUUGGAGCCAGUUACCGUCACAGGGCACGGAACAUUCGGGCUGGGCGGCCACCUUCCAACAGCUACCCAAGUACGUUCAGGGAGAGGAAAAGUACCCCAAAACCAGCCCCCCACCAACGCCAGUCCAGAGGAGACUGGAGGUGCCAGUUUCCGGCCUAAGGAGCAGCAACAAGCCUGUCUCCAAAGUAUCAACACUAAUUAAAUCUUUCGACAGGACCGAGAGCCAACGUUGUGAGAGCAGGCCCACUGCCAGCAAGCCUCCAGCUCUGAAAAAUCCUCCCAAAUUCGCUCCUCUUCCAGAAAACAGUGUCAACUUCUGCUUCGAUUCUGCCUUUCUGACAGUCAGGAGGGUGCCCGCUGAAGUUUCCAACACCCAUCAGAACAGCUACCAGCCAGGCAGGAAGCACGGAGAACAGGAGUCCUCCAAGAAUCCAGAAAUGGCCUGUCAUGGCUCCAGCAGCUUCCUCCCAGCAGCCAAUGACACGGCCACCUUAUCUGAGUCAAAGUUCCCCUCUCCACACCACAAGCCAGUCACGGGUGAGCCUGGGAGAGGCAAAGGUACCUUUCUGCACAGUGAAAAUAGUGCUUUUGAGUCAUGGAAUGCCCACCAACCAAAGCUGCUGGAGAGAAAGGAGACAGCUGGAACCGUCCCAGAAAGCAAAGCUCCCAAGCACUAUGGGGACACGACCUUGCUAAGAGAACCCUGUCCUCCUGAGUGCACAGUCUCUCCCUGCCAGGUCCAGGCCAGCUGCAGUCAGGAAGAGAACAGACUUGCAGCAGGGGCUCUGUCCACAUCUGUACCCUGGGGGUGCAGGGAUCCAGGAGCCCAGGUAUUUGCUGUGGAAGGAAAAGCUCCCAGCUCACAGCCUGAUUCUCAAGAGAAGCCAGCCCAGCCCCCAUGGAGGAAGCCAAAGACUGGCAAAAAAGGGAAAGAAAGUCUACAGGAUACUUCAGAAGAAAAGACACAGACCAACAGGAGAGGCCCACCUUUGUAUACAAAACACAACCCCCAGGAACAGUUUUCAGAAAACAAUGCUCUUGACCUGCCUGUGGAACCCAAUGAACAUUAUGAUCCCCCCUUUAACAUCAGUAAGCUCCUGACCCCCAUCAUACCCAGCAAGCACGCCCUGGAUUCAGCAGACAGCCAGCCGGCAGAGCGAACCCCAUCACCCCCAGGACAGCUAAAUGGAUACCAAGAGAAGGAGCCCAGUGAAUGUCAGUCUCGAGACAGCUACAAGUCCAAAGCCCCUAGCCUGCUGUUCAACCUCAAGGACGUGCGGAAGCGUGUUAAGAGCACAUACAGUUCCUCACCUCUCUUGAAAGUGCUUGAUGAGAAAACUAGAGCUAAUGUUGAUGGAAAGCAAGAACCUGUGAGCAACGGUGUCAUCCUCCCCAAUGGGCUUGAGGAAAGCCCUCCAAAUGAGCUUUCUAAGGGGAGACCCGCUGAUGACCCCACUGCAUCACACAUCAAUCCCCAGAAGGACCCUACAGCUGACCCCAGUGAGCCCUCUGCAGAGAGCUAUCUAACUCUUAGCACAGCUCUGACUAUCGCCAAAGCCCCCUUCUAUGUCAAUGGGGAGGCUGCUGAGAGAAGCAGUUAUGAGAACAAGGAGGUGGAAGGAGAGUUGGAGAUGGGUCCUGCCGGAUCCGGCUGGUGUCCAGACUCCAGGGAACACCGCCCCAGGAAACACCUCUCCCUGAGGCUUUGCAAUAGGGAUCCUGAGCCUGGAGGGGCUACAGAGAAAAUGAAGACCCACCAGCUAGAGAAUGGGCUCUCCAGAUCUGUGUCCCAAGAGACAGAACCUGAGAGGGAAGCAGGACUUCAAAACACACAUUUGAACCAGAAAUUCUCCCCAGGGCCCCUCUCUCCUGAGGAGGAAGAUGUGUUUUACAGUGACAGCCAAUCCGAUUUUAUGCCAAGCCUCAAAGGUAAGGCCAAAUUCAGCACCAGCUCUUCAGAUCAAUCCUUUGCCUCAUUUGAUGAUCAGCAGAAGAUGUGGUUUACUGAGAACCAGCGGGAAGACAGGAGGAAGGAUGUGAGUGCAGGUGACAGUCAGAAGGAUGAGAAGGAGAACGUGAUGGGGAAGGAUGAGCCGCAGUACUGUGCCUUAAGCAAUGGGCACGCAUGCCUGGAAGACCGCAGCCAGGGGGAAGCAUUGCAAAGAGAAAGGGAAAGUGUGUCUGGAGGAAGAACCAGGAAGGCAUCGGCAGAGGAAGCUAAUUUCAGAGGCUCUUCGAUUGGGGAAAAUAAGGGCACGACCUUUUCACAGGCCAAAGACCUUACUCCCUCACCAUCUUCUGCUUCAAACAGGCACAUGCUGUUUACGAUUAAAGACAACACCCUCAGAGCUACCCCUGUAAUUAAACCUAUCAUGCUGCCUCUCCUGAGGACCAUGUCCUUGGAGGACUCCCUCAGCAGUGGCCACAAAGAGGAGGAAUUGCCAAGGCCAGAAUGGGGUGAGGAUCCUGGGUUUUGUGCCCCCGAAAACCAGGACAUUCUUGGUACAUCGACACCCACUAACACACGGGGCACACGUGUGAAGUGCAUGGCCAACGAGGUCAUGGAGGACCCUGGGCAGGGGUCGAGCAUGGCCAGGAUGGAGGCCUCUCAGCCAGCCCCAAAGGGGAAUUUCCCAUCUAUGCCUCUGGUGAGAGAGGGGGACAGGGUGAAGCCACCACCAGAUGCUGCACCUGGCCUUGUGGCAAGCAAUUGCAAGAGCGGUUCUGCAGACCCAGGGAAGCUGGCAGCCCCAUGGCACAUCCCCACCAUUGCUUUACCCGAGGGCGACAUAGAAGACCAGCCACCCCCAUGGCAGCCCGAAACCUGUUGGGAAGAGCAAACACCAGGUUUCAAGAGUCACUUUUUGUCCACACCCAGAGCAGGGCCCCCUGGCAGAAGACUGGUCCCCAGUGAGAGGGCGAAUUCCCCCAACCCCGGCUCCCCGGGGGAGAGCAGUGCCUGCUCCCCUGCUGCCAGCAACAUUUGGGAGGAGUCUUCCCAGGCCCCCGGAGGACCAGAGCUGCUUCCCGAGGAGCCCAAUCAAGCCAGCCCCUGGGCCAGCUCCAGUCCUGCCAGGGUCACCCGGAGGGAGGACCUGACCCACGCCCUCGUGUGGGAGGGCGGCUCUGACCCCCUACUUGAGCUGUCGGCAGAAGACCUCCGGACCCUCUCUCCAAGAGGUUCAUUGCUGGAUGUGGCCACCAGCCCAGCAGGCACCCCUGGGAGACUUGAGCUUCCUGCACAGCUAGAGAGGACAGCAAGCAAGCCACCUGCAGUCCCACCCAAAACAGAGAAAGCCCUGCGGCGGGCAAAGAAGCUGGCAAGUAAGAGGAGGAAGACGGAUCAGGGUCAGGAGAAGCAUGGCGAGUCACAGGAGGGAAAGCCCUGCCCGGAGGACUUGGAGCAGACACAGCAAAGGCCGCUGUGCCCCAGAGAGAGGCCCCGACACGAUUUCCCCGUGGUCCGUUCCCUGCCCCCUCCCGUGCACCGCCACUCCGUGUCCGGCUUCUCGGAGCCUGUCGGGAGGCGGCCCGGGGGCCCCCAGUCCCUCACACCCCUGCCCGCGUACCCCGCCACCCAGAAGGUCCUCCAGGAUCCGCAGUCCGGGGAGUACUUUGUCUUCGACUUGCCACUCCAGGUGAAAAUCAAGACCUUCUAUGACCCAGAGACGGGCAAGUAUGUCAAGGUCUCCAUCCCGUCCUCCGAGGGGGCCUCCCCAGAGCCGCCCCCACCGGACGCCCUGGCCGCUCCCUAUGUGCUGUACCCCGGCUUCCAGCCAGUGCCCGUGACGGCCUUGAUGCCGCUGCGCUGCUCCUCUCAGCUCUCCGCGCCCACCUUCCUCAGGCAGGGCCCUCGUGCCUCCGCGGCCCGCGCCAGGCCCCAGAGUGUCCACGAGUCUGGACUACAGCUGGACCCAGGGCCUCACGGUGACUGCACCCCGCACUCUGCAGGCCAGCGCCCUCAUGGUCCUCCCCAGAGCCCAGGAGAGGAGGGUGCAGAAGCUCCAGGCCUGGGCAUCAUCUCCACUGACGACCUAGAGGACUUUGCCACAGAAGGCAUUUCUUGAGUUACUGCAGGCUGUCCCCCACCCCCAGAUGAACCCAGAGGAGCUUACUUCCCCCUCCCCCAAAACAAGCGACACACACCCACACACACACACAUACACACCCACACACACACACACACACACAUGAUCGUCAACACACACUUAGCCUUUUUAGAUCCAUAAAGUCCAGAAGGCAGUAGGGAUCCCAAGACGACCUCACCCAAAGGGCUCCCUGGCUCUCCUCUGAUGGAGGGGCGCUGCUUGCUUGGCCCGGUCCCCUCCGUGCCAGUUCCCAGGUGCACUCUACUCCAGCCCUUCUCCCUCCCUCCCUUCCUCCCUCUCCUGGCCCGCCCUGCUCUUCCCUGGCCCUGCAAAUUAGGUGGGUGUGGCAAGGGCACCGCCUGGUCCCAAGGGUCCCUCUGUAACCACACCCACCCACUCACUUGUAGGCUCCUUGAUGAGCAAACCCCUGAGGCCCCCAGCUCAGACUCAGCAGGCAUUCAGGUCAACUCAGGCAGACUGGCUAAGGACCAGCCCAGGGCAAUUUUGCAGAAAUGAUCAUUUGCAUAGAAUGGGUUUCCUUCACAGGGAGAAACUUGCCUCUGAAAGCUAUUUUCUGAUCAAGAAAAGGCCCACUUUUUAAAAAGUGAAACAAGUUUGCAGAUACGGUUCUCUUCCUGGACUCCUGUCUUCCUUCUGCGGGCAGUAGGGGUCAGGGCUAACAGAGCCACCUCCCUGUCUACCACAGUCUGAGUCUGGCAUCCCACCUUGUCCCUUCAACACCUGUCCAUGCCUUCGCAGGGCCAGGCCUUCCAGUGGGUCCUGACUGCCCUGAUUUAGUAACCAGUACCUGUGCCCUCCACUCAAAAAGAAAGUGUGUUCACACCCUCACCCCCCAUCAGUUCCUGACCUUUGGGGAUUUGGAGGGAAGUGCUGGGAUUAACUGAAGAGUUUGAGAGUUUUACCUAAUGAAACGGGUCCACUGGCCCAACACAGUAAAGCCAAAAUCCACACUGAGGUUUGCAGUGGGAGAAAGGAGGGUGUUUAUUUGCAGGGCACCAAGCAAGGGGAAUCAGGCAGCUCACGCUUAAAACCCGACCUCCCCCGUGGCUUGCAAGCAUGGAUUUUUAAUGGCAAGGGAAAUGUUCAGGAAAGCCAAAGUUACAGGUGAAAUUGUAAAUCAACACAUGGAGGGUACACAUUGGUUUGGCCUAAAAAGGCAGGAUAUCUUGAACCAGGGACUUACGGGUCAUAGGGUGGAGUCAAACAUUUUCUGAAUUGCAAAUUGGUUACGGAAGAGAAACUUUGUUUUGAAAUUUGGGUUAGCAGAAAGGAAUGUUAGCUCUCGCUUGUGGGUGGGACUUCCCCCAGGCCCCCCAGGAAGAAGUUUGGAACAAAGAGCCUUGCUCAGAGUUCAGUCCUCAGCUCCCUCUUCUCUGAGGUCUCUGUGCCAGUGGAUGCAUUUGGUGGGGGUCUGGGUUUCUGAAAAACAACUCGGAGUCAGAAGUUGAGAUGUUCUUUUUAAUUUCCAGAGGGAACAAAACACCCCAGGACUCUGGCUUCCUUAGCUGUUGUUUUAGGUUACUAUUACCUUCCUGCUUAUCAAGUUGCUCAUUGGCUUCUCAGGGCUAGCUAGGUGCCUGGAAUUUCCCUUGAAGGAAACCAAGAUUUUCCUGUAUUUCCAUGGUUGGGGAGGGGUCCCUGCUCGAUCUUCAGAGCAGGUGCCCUCUCGCAGGCAGCCGGCUAGGAAGGAAACCAGCACCCAGGGUAUUGAUAGGUUUCCAUGCCACGGCUUCUACAGAAGCCUCUUAAUUCUUGUUCUACUGGAAACACAGGGCAAAAUUUGCCUCCCUCUUUGUUUAGAAACCUCAGCUGCUGCCAGGACUAUGCUGCCCAGGGCCCAGGGGACCAUGCAAGAUGCAUCGUCCUUGUCCUGUUGGCAAAGGCGCCAUUUCCACACUGGGAGGAUGGGGAGGCAUUCAGUAAACCAAGUCCCAGACUCACACAAAUACAGGGGCUUUGAUUUGGAUUCAAGAUUUUAUACCUUUUUGUUUUCCCAACAAGUGCAGCCACACCUGAUUUUCAUUGUGAAAAUACCACACAAUGCCCCCUCCUUUCCCCCCAACCAAUGCCCUUCAGUUUGGCCACACCCGUUGCCAGCCACGCAACCAGCCAGGAGUGCAAGCAGAUCACUAUCCCAAAAUCUGGUUCCCAGGAGUCGCUCACUGGGUGCAAGCGACAAGAACAAAGCUGCAUUUUGGCCUGCCUCCAAAUCACCUCAAGCAUCCUCUCCACUUUGUUUUCAUCUCACUAAAACAUGAGAAGGAAUAUCUCAUUUUGCAAUUCUCAGGGCCCAAGGAAAAGAAUUGUCUAACGAAGGAAGAGUCCAUCUGUUCAAUAAGAACCACGGUUAUAGUAACUAUGUCCCCACAGGAGAAAAUAUUACUUUGGGGAACUUAUUUUGGGGAAGUGGUCUUCUUCCUUAGAACCAAUAUUGGCAAGGCUGUGGGUAGAACUAAACACAUAAAGACUUGCUCCCAGCAAGUCAGCUAGAAGGACGCCUCACUCCCUUACAGCAAUGGGCCUGUCUUCCUGAAGCACAUAAUGCCUCCAGGGAACACAAGCAGAGAGUCUCCAUCCAGUGAAGCCCAACUCACUAGCCAGUGAUGUUUUCCUCUUUCCAUUUGCUCCUGAGGGAGGUCGUGUAUGCCUUCUUCCUUCCUCACUCCCUCCUUCUUUCUCCCUUCCUUGUUUCCCUCCCUCUCUCCUUCUCUCUCUUCCUUUCUUCUUUCCUCCCUCCCUUUUACAAACAUUUGCACUGUGCCAGGCACUUUGAUGGGCGCUGAUGGUACCAUGACAAUAAGAUCUGGUCUCUGCACUCAAGGAGUUAAAAUCUAACAGAGAAGAAAGAUAAUUACAAUCCCACAUGUUAUGUAAUUUAAUAGGUUGCUCUGAGGAACACCUAACUUGCUCUGGCUUCAGGGGUUGGCACCUGAGCCAAGUCAAGAAACACAAAGCUGUCCAUUAAUUUAUGAAAAAAUUCAGAAUUUCCCCAGCUUUAAUCUAUCAAAGAUGACAUUGAUUAAAUACUAAUAGAUUUGUCUUGCCAUAUCAAAGCAUAUUAAUUUAGCUAACUGUUCAUCAGCAUUUCUAAUCAGCACAAAAGCUGAACCAGUGUAGCCUCACAGGAUAGACCUUGGUUGAUACGUCCUUCAGCUUCUGAAUUGAUAUUUCACUCACAGAGGUUGCCCAGCAAAACCACUAUUUCUGCCAUUGUGUUUAGUAGGACAGUGGUGAGAUUUAUGAGAACAUGUUGUUUGUGGAAAUUACAGAUGUUGUCUGCAUCUUCUGUGUAGUACCCUGGCCCUUUUCUAUGAGUAUGACCCCUCUAAAUGUCUCCUGGGGAGAGGACAUGGAGGUGGAGCACCUCCAGGAAACAGUUGAAGGUCCCGGGUUGUUCAACUAAACAUGACCAAGGGCGCACAUUGUCAAGCAUGUACCAUGCGCUGGCCCAUGAGUGGGGAGCUUGAGCCUGGACUUGGUCCUCCCAGCAAACCCUUGAGAGAGGCCCUCAUUAGCCUCAUUUUACUGUAAAGGAAACAAAGGUGCCAGGAUGGGAUGUAACUGCCCACGGUCACAGAGCCACUAAGUGAGGGGCCAUGCCAGGGUCUUGGGCCCCUCUUACUUCUAGGUGGACUCUUUAAUACUCAACCAGUACUUCGUAAGUGCGGUCCCUGGAGCAGCAGCCUCCACAUCACCAGGGGCUUGUGAGAAGUCCAGAAUCCCUAUCUCCAUCUUCACAAGCUUCCCUGGGUGGUUGAUCCAUUUGUGCAUUGAAUUCUAAGUGCUGUCAGUCUCUGCUUAGCCUGUAUAAAUUUUGGGGAGGUGCAUUGGAUGUCUUCAUGUCUCCACAGCAAUGUCUUGUGCAAAGGAAGAGAGCAGCACAUCUAGGUGGGGGAGUUGCAGGGAGAUGAUUGACACUCAAUGUGAGAAAGGCAUCUCUGAGGACGAGCAUCAUCUUUUUUUUUUUAAUUUGAGACAGAGUCUCACUCUGUUGCCCAGGCUGGAGUGCAGUGGCUCGAUCUCAGCUCACUGCAACCUCUGCCUCCCAGAUUCAAGCAAUUCUGCUGCCUCAGCUUCCUGAGUAGUUGAGAUUACAAGUGCGUACUACCGCACCUGGCUAAUUUUUGUAUUUUUAGUAGUGACGAGGUUUUGCCAUGUUGCCAGGCUGGUCUCGAACUCCUGACCUCAAGUGAUCCACCCACACUGGCCACCCUAAGUGCUGGGAGUACAGGCGUGAGCCACGACAUCCAGCCACUAGGAUCGUCUUGACAUUAUGUCAACUGCUAGGGAUAACUGACCUCCCUGCCACUGGAAAUGUACAAUGGAAGCUGAUGACGCCUUUCCUAAGACAAGGAUGGACUCAGGUAUCAGAAGGGACCUAACUAUCUUUUGGGACCCCAGGCUACUUUUGGGGCCCCAGUAUGCCACCGGCAAGGAUGCAAGGUCUCAACAAGGGGUGGCCAUAGGCACACGAUGGAAAACAUUUGCAUACAAAAGGGGAGCUCUGUGGCAAAACCUGAACUCUGUGCAUGUAGGAAACAUUUUGGCCUAGAUACACCAUGAAGUUGAACACACCUGUUUGUACAGGUCUUCCAAAUCAUUCAGAUGUGAAGUCCAAAGUGAGUGGAGCAAACUCGGAGCCACAUCCUUGAGCUUGUCACCACCAGAGUCUUGUUUAGGCUUCCUCAGUGUCACCUCACAGAGCCGCCUGAGCAGAGGGCUCUUCCCUUCCACCAGGUGGAUGGGUGGGCUCCUCCCUUAGCUGCUGGCUUCUAGCAGAAUGCUCCAGCCUGCCUGGGCCUCAGAAUCAUCUGUGCACUUGUUAACACUUGUUAUUCAUCCCAGCCCUAUUUCCAAUUCACCUCAUCAGAUUCUCCAAGUGUGGGAAAGAGUCAAUGCAGAGGUGCAAAUUCCCGGGAAUUUCUGGUUAAACCAGUCUCACAAAUGCCACUCCGGAGCACAGUUCCACAUCUGGGCCCCACAUACUGGCCAGGAGCUGCCAGGCCCAGAGUUCUGCUCAGGAGACACCCUCCUGUGGAAGGUUAUGUGGAGGUAGGACCUGGGGCAAGAAGAACUCAGAGGCAUUACUUUCUCCAUGUGGAAGCGGUGAACAGGGAAAGGCAUGACAGCCCUUGAGGGCCACCCAGUGCAGCCUCCAGCCCUGUGCAGAGCCACCUGGCCUGCUUCCU
This is a messenger RNA of Gorilla gorilla gorilla (western lowland gorilla), 9968 nucleotides long. It is a transcript of the gene C8H10orf71, whose product is annotated as chromosome 8 C10orf71 homolog. The record is from RefSeq and is a predicted model, not a curated record. The coding region runs from base 430 to 4737 and encodes 1435 amino acids. Gene Ontology annotation, cellular component: Z disc. The transcript is spliced from 3 exons. Gene Ontology annotation, biological process: positive regulation of calcineurin-NFAT signaling cascade. NCBI's taxonomy places the organism in Eukaryota, Metazoa, Chordata, Mammalia, Primates, Hominidae.